Molecule: messenger RNA, 1314 nt
Organism: Magallana angulata
Lineage: Eukaryota; Metazoa; Mollusca; Bivalvia; Ostreida; Ostreidae
Product: lectin BRA-3-like
Exons: 4
Coding region: 54-809 (251 amino acids)
Molecular function (GO): signaling receptor activity
Source: RefSeq, a predicted model, not a curated record
UCAUAAACAAGACAAAACCAUUAGUUGCAGCCACGUUAGUCGGAGAGGAAACCAUGGCUGCAUUUUCAAACGGUCCAAGUAUUAUUCCGCUGUUCUGUUUUUUCAUCUUGUUUGGUGGUCUAAAUUCAGCGUACAAGGAUCAAACAUUUGUAAAGGAUUUGGCAUUCAGUAACCAUUUGCCAACCAAUGGCGGUUUAUACUACAUAGACACAAAAGGCACAGUAAGCAUAUCACAUUGUGCUAUGUUAUGCACUCUUGCAACCCCGUACUGUGCUGGGGUGCUAUUUCACAUAAAUACGGGGACGUGCCAUAUUCUUAGAUCUCGACUGUACGAAAGUUCUGUAAACUUUAGUCGCAUAGAUGCCGGAUGGGAAUAUUUUGCUGUCAGCUCAAGUUGUUGUGACCAAAGAUGGCACCUUUUUGAUGGCCACUGUUAUCGUUAUGUGCAGACAUUCGCUAAUUGGAAUGAAGCAAAGGACGACUGCAAAAAUCAAGGCGGAUAUUUAGCUAUCAUUGAGACAGAGAUGGAAAAUACUUGGAUCAAAGAAACAUUUUUACCUGCAUGGAAUCCAGAUACAUGUGUGUCGAACGGUGAUCUUUGCUGUAAUUUGUGGGUUGGAGCCAGUGACCUGGAUAGAGAGGGCAUGUUUCAAUGGAUAAACAACAACUCCUUGACCUUUACCCAUUGGUUUCCCGGUGAGCCGAACGGUGGAGGCAACGAGGACUGUUUGCAAUUGUGUAACAAUGGUCAAUGGAAUGAUGAGAGCUGCUCUAAUAACGAAAAUGCUCUCUGUGAAAAGGAAUUAUAAGCUUUGCACAAGUAAUAGCUUUCAAUAAAGCUUGCCUGACAACACAAAAAUUAUUCAAUGGAAGCAUGCAUGUUCAUGUAUCAAUUAUACUAUCUUGUAAGAAAUGAAUUUUAAUUUUCGCUGAUGAUUAUAAAUUCAAAAACGAAACGUGCAUUUUUAAGAAGAAAUUCAAGUCUUAUCUUCGAUCUUUUGCAUGUUCAUGUGUAUCACUUGAAAUUAAAUUAUUUCAUAAAUUCAAAAUAUAUUUGGAAUGAACAUAUUAUAUCAGGAUUUACUUGUAAGCUUGACAGCGGAAGAUAAAACAGUUAAAUGUUUAAAUUGUGUUUCUUUUAAAAUUUCCAACUUUAGAAAAUAUGAAAGGAUAUUCAAUCAUGUAGCAUUGUUUUUGAAAGUGUGUGGGGGCAGCUUCAUUCAAAACAUCUUGACAAUCAAUCAAGACAAAAUCAGGAGAGAAAAUCCUAAUUGUAACUUCAUUUCAAUUCAAUUAGAAUUCCUUAUUUCCAGU